Exophiala oligosperma is the source of this 1012-nucleotide messenger RNA. RefSeq lists its product as uncharacterized. Gene Ontology annotation, cellular component: cytoplasm. Lineage: Eukaryota; Fungi; Ascomycota; Eurotiomycetes; Chaetothyriales; Herpotrichiellaceae. The transcript has 2 exons. Gene Ontology annotation, biological process: biosynthetic process. The coding region runs from base 59 to 1012 and encodes 317 amino acids. The record is from RefSeq and is a predicted model, not a curated record. Gene Ontology annotation, molecular function: isomerase activity.
CAAAACACAUCUGCCUUCUUACUUAUAUAGGUACCUUGGAGUGACCAAAAAAUCAACCAUGCCGACGACACUCUCCUUUGUCACUCUCGACGUCUUCACCACCACUCGGUACACGGGUAACCCUCUGGCCAUCAUCAAAGUCCCGUCGUCCACCACACUCACUCAGUCCCAGAAACAGCGCAUCGCUCGAGAAUUCAACCUGUCCGAAUCGGUCUUUUUGCACGAACAAACCGACUCGGACAAAUCGGACUCAUCCGCCCGCAUCGACAUCUUCACCUCCCACGCCGAGGUCCCUUUCGCCGGCCACCCUACGGUCGGCACCGCCAACUACGUGCUCCGCAUUUUGCGCGACGAUGACCCCCUCAAAGGCAACGUCAAAGCGCUUCAGGCCAAGGCAGGUCGGUUCGGAAUCACUCUCGACGAGAGCGUCUCGGGUACGCGGAUCGCCGUGGCGCACAACGUCCACGUCCACUCUUCCCCGUUCGCCGGGCAGUCUUACGCCGCGUACCCCGUCGUGAGCAUCGUCAAGGGUAUGACUUUCAUUCUCGCCCAGCUCCCGGACCUGGACGCCCUGGAGAACCAGAGUCGCAAUCUCGUAGGGACGGAGAACACGUACACGUCUCAAAACUCCCUGGAUGAGGACUGGAGGACCGGCAUCGUGUGUACUUAUUUCUACGUCGACCUCGGUCCUUCUUCCGGUUCUGGUUCUGACUCCAAGACGCGUCACCUUCGAACCCGAAUGUUCGGGUCUCGAGAGGACCCUGCCACUGGCAGCGCGGCCAGCGCCCUCUCGAGCUACCUCUCUCUCCAAACCGGCACGCCGGGUCGGUACAAGUAUCGCUUCACCCAGGGGGUGGAAAUGGGCCAGAGGAGUGAGAUAUCAGUCGAGGUAUCCACCACCACAUCUACUCGUUCCGAGGCCGACAGCACCGGCGUCGGCAUCGGUGAAGUCUUGCUAGGUGGAAGUGCAGUUUUGAACAUGCAAGGGACACUCGAGGUUCCUGAGCCUUGA